Messenger RNA from Cantharellus anzutake, 1290 nucleotides. RefSeq lists its product as uncharacterized. Gene Ontology annotation, molecular function: URM1 activating enzyme activity; adenylyltransferase activity; thiosulfate-cyanide sulfurtransferase activity. The record is from RefSeq and is a predicted model, not a curated record. Gene Ontology annotation, biological process: protein urmylation; tRNA wobble position uridine thiolation. Gene Ontology annotation, cellular component: cytosol; cytoplasm. The transcript has 5 exons. The coding region runs from base 1 to 1290 and encodes 429 amino acids. Lineage: Eukaryota; Fungi; Basidiomycota; Agaricomycetes; Cantharellales; Hydnaceae.
AUGCACUCCCCGACAUUUAAUGGAUUGACGCUUCAUGAAAACAGACGCUAUGGUCGCCAGAUGAUUAUGGACAACUUUGGGCUGCCAUCUCAACUCAAGCUAAAGUCCGCCUCUGUGCUCGUAGUAGGAUCUGGUGGUUUGGGAUGUCCUGCACUUCAGUAUCUAUCUGCCGCUGGCAUUGGCCAUAUUGGCAUCGUGGAUCAUGACGAAGUGGAGCUUUCGAAUCUCCAGCGGCAAAUCCUGCACUCAGAUAACAAAAUUGGAUGGAACAAAGCUCAUUCUGCAGGGGAUGCAGUGCGAUCAAUCAAUCCGAAUAUCGAGGUGUCCGUUUACCCAAUCUCAAUCACACCAUCUAACCUGGAAUCUAUCCUAUACUCACACGAUGGUGCCGCGGCUAGGUCCUCAGGAAGUCUUUAUGAUGUGGUCUUGGACUGCACCGACAAUUCGCCCACUCGUUAUCUUCUCGCUGAUGCCACCUCAAAGUUCCGUAUACCACUUGUCAGCGGGGCCGCCCUACGAUAUGAUGGACAGUUAGCUGUCUUUAAUUUCGGAAAACAGGGUCCUUGUUACCGAUGUGUCUUCCCGAAACCACCUAAGCCGGAGACUCUGGGGACAUGUGAAGAAGAAGGGGUGUUAGGAAGUGUUACUGGUGUGAUUGGAACUCUACAGGCUUUGGAAGCCAUCAAGAUACUAGCCGGUCUUAUUGAUGAGGACACCUAUGUGCCAACUUUAACACUCUUUUCCGCGUUGUCUCCCGUUUCCCCUUUUCGCACCAUCAAACUUCGGGGAAGAAGGCCUUCCUGUGCUGCGUGCGGAGUAGAAUCUUCAGUGGACUUUGAUGCGGUAGAUUAUGUUGCUCUUUGUGAUGGGGUGAAGCUGCUGGGAGAAUUCGUUGAUGUAAAUAGCGACAGGAUUCAGCCCGAGAUCCUUAGGAAGUGUAUGAAUGGUCCAAAUGAUUUUGUAAUUAUUGAUACUCGACCACCCACGGAAUUUGGUAUCUGCUCAAUUCCAGGUUCGAAGAAUGUGCCACUUAAAGAACUACUUGAAAAUCCUGCUCAUACGCUCAAUCUCAAUUUGUCAACCCCCCGUGGUUCAAGCGCUCAAGAGGGAGCCUGCAGUGCGAAGCGCCAUAUCAUUUGUGUUUGUAGAAGGGGCAAUGAUUCACAGAAGGCGGCACGGGCGAUUAAAUCUGUUGCCGAAGAAUACGCCAUGGAUGUUCAAGUGACGGAUCUUGUGGGAGGCUUGGUAAAGUGGGCUCAGGACACUGACCCACUGUUUCCUAUAUAUUAG